This is a messenger RNA of Acanthoscelides obtectus, 883 nucleotides long. Lineage: Eukaryota; Metazoa; Arthropoda; Insecta; Coleoptera; Chrysomelidae. The record is from the annotation of a GenBank genome assembly.
AAGAGAGCUCCCUGUUGAAUUAUGAAAUCCAAAUAGGCGACUAUAUAAACAAAAUGGACACACGUACGGGGUGUAAUUGUCAUUGUACAUUCGUACGUUCAAAGUGUUACCUGAAAUGGCCUUCAAGAUCUUCAUCCUACUAGCAACCAUGGCUCUUGCGAGAGCAGAAGCUCAAGCCGCUGUCUUAGCUCCGGCACCAGUUCUGGCAAGGAUAUCCGAUUCCACGUUUGACCCAAACCCAGCAUAUUCUUUCGGCUACGAUGUUCAAGAUGCUCUUACUGGAGACUCUAAGGGACACGUCGAAAGCAGAGCUAAUGGAAUUGUGUCGGGUCAGUACAACGUUGCCGAACCUGAUGGUACCAGGAGGAUCGUGGACUAUACAGCAGACCCAAUCAACGGAUUCAAUGCAGUGGUGAGAAAGGCUCCUCUAGCAGUGGCUGCUCCAGUAGUAGCAAGGGCAGCGCCCUUAUUGGCUAGGGCUGUGGCACCUGCACCGAUUGUGGCCCAUGCGGCACCCAUUGUGGCUGGUGCUCCAUACGCCAGAAUAGCGCUUGGUUGAGUUUUAGGUGAAUACCAUUGUGACAUAUAAGUUGAAUCACUCGUCAGCAGAACCACUUCCUGCCUUCAAAGUCGGAGAGACCCACUUCACUUACCCGGCAUUAUAGGAGCACAGGCGAAAAUUCUUAUAUUGCCGGUGCUUGGUCUUCAUAUUUAAGCAUUUAAUGGUUUUGUUGCAGUGAUAUGACGUAGAUGUCAUUAAGGAGAUCGUAAUAGGCCAAUUCAAACUCUGUUGUGAUGUUAUUUUAUACGUUUGUACAUAUUUUUUACCUUAUUAUGUAGUUUUAGUGUCUACUAUAUGAAAAUAUAAAGAUGAUGCAAGUGA